AUGUCAUUCUCUUCCGAUAAUGGCUUUAUGAAUUCUGCCUUUUCUACAUCCGAUGGAAGUUUUACGUCAGAGGAAAUGGAAAGUGACGUCAAAACAUUGCCAAUAUUCCCAAACUCACCUUUAGACACAAAAAUAAAUACAAGUAUAUUUGCAAGUCCCUCUAAUACAUACCCUUCGCCCACAAGGACUUCGCCCCUUAGUCAGGGACAGUCUAAUCAAACUCCAUCUUUAGCAGCAUCUACACAUCAGAUCUUUAAAUCUAAAGAGAAAAUGAUUUCAAAACCAAAAAACUGUACAUUAAUUACAGCAGUGGAGGCAGGAAAAAUCAUUGAGUCAACUACAAUACAGGAUGAGUUAUUAAUUUUGGACCUACGGCCAUUUACAGAUUAUUCUAAGUCAUGUAUUAGGAGUGCCAUCCAUAUUUGUUUACCUUCAACUCUCUUAAGAAGAAAGAACUUUACUCUUGAUAAAUUGAUCGAAAACCUAACCCCACUGGAGCAGAAUGUAUUAAGCGAGAAAUGUGCGAAGAACAAUUUGAAAAUUAUACUAUAUGAUAAUGUUGCAAACCAAAGAGAUGAUUCAAUAUCAACGGCAUGUAAUGGGAUUAUCAUAAAGCUUUCAAAUUACCAAGAAGCAAAUAAUAUUAAAUAUAACAUUUCAAUUCUGGCCUCCGGGUUCCGCCAAUUCGAACUUUUGUUUCCAGGAUUAGUUAGCUUCAAUAUUUUACCAAUAGAUCACCAAGCAAGUGUUAAACACGCCGAAAUGAACCUCAGCUUACAAAUGCCUAACUCAAAGAAUACCGGCCCAAACAUAUCCCGCCCUUCUGCAUGCAUUAGUUCAAAGGAUCCGAAUGCAGGUAUGAAUAAUUAUGGUUCUCCCGUAUCAUCAUCAUCUCCACUCUCUGCACUUUUCAAAUUUCAACUACCUCCUCCACCUGCCACUCCAAGUACUUUAUUCAAAUUCGCUCAAAACGAAGAAGUCAUGAACUUAGAAUCAUAUCUCAGUGCUGUCAAUAUUAAGGAAGAACACGAACGUCUACAAUCACAAAAGAAUGAUUACAAUAUUCCUUUAGAUACGUUUGAAUUUCCUAAACGAUCAUACCCAACAACUUCUAAUUCAAUACAUGCUUCACCAUCUACAGUAAGAGCAAGAUCUACAUUAGAUAAAUAUAAAGAUAAAUUGGCAGUUCAAAUAAAGUUCGAAGAAUUUUUAAAUGAAUUUAGAGAGCAUACUAGUAACGAAGAUUUUGACCAAAUAGUACCCAAAUGGUAUCAAAAUUUAAUGCAAAGACGUAAAAUCCAAUUCAUCUCACAAUAUCAAAAAUUAGAUCUUUUAGAGAGAAGAAGAUUAAAUAAUUCGUUAUCUAGUCGGAAAAAGAACAGAAAAUUUAUGAUUAAUUAUGAAGGGGCCCAUAAUGGAAAUUUAACUACUUCUUCAUCAAGUAGUACAAGUGAGGUCACUGAAAAGGACUUCGUUUUUACGAAGCCUUCUUCCGGAAAUUACUUUACCAAUGAAGAAACAGCACCAUUACCGAAAAGAUCGUAUUCUCAACCAAAUUGUGGGGUAUUGAAUAAAGAAAAAUGGCUUUGCACUAUAGAUUCCGAUGAAGAUUCCGAUGAUGAUAAAGUUGAGAUAUCCUCUGGUUUAGAACUAGGCUUUAAAAAUAGAUAUAAAGAUAUAUUUCCCUAUGAACAUUCAAGAGUAGUUUUGAAAAAGAGAUCUGUAUCUUCAAUAUCGGCAAUGUUCUCCUCAAAAUCAACGAACUCAUCUCCAUUACCCUUCACGUCUGCUACUAGGAAAAAGAAUAACACAAUUGAUGCUACAGACCAGGACACGAGCGAUGAAAAUACAGACAUAUCAGAAAAUUAUAUCAAUGCUAACUACUUAAAGCUACCGGAACUUGCUCUACGUCAUGAACUAUUGUCAGAAUAUGGUAAUAAGAAUUCUGAGGUGCAAUUUCCAGAAAAUGUGCAAUAUAUCGCCACACAAGCACCAAUGCAAUCAACGAUCGAUGAUUUCUUCACUUGUAUACUGAACAAUAAUGUCCCAUUGAUUAUAUCAUUAACGAAUGAUAUUGAAAGCGGUGUUGAAAAAUGUUUCAGAUAUUGGAAAGAUGCAAAAUACAAUGACGUUGAAAUAGAAUUGUUAGAAGAAGUAGACGUAUCUUCAGCAAUGAAACCUGAUGAUGUUGCUGCCAAAGACAUGUAUACUUUCGAUGAUGAUGGUGGUGUAAUAUUGAGAAGAAUUCGAAUUAUAUACAAUAUUGAUCAAUCCUUCGAAACGCUCCAAUUACAAAUUAAAGACUGGCCUGAUUUAGGCACCUUAAAUCCAUUAGCUAUCCUCAAAUCACUAUUCUUGAAACAUGCAAUCCUUAACCGAUUAAUUGAAAACAAUAUCUCUUCAAAAGAUCAAGAUGAUAUGCUGGAAAAUAAAUUAUUAACUAUAUUGGUUCAUUGCUCAGCUGGUUGUGGUAGGACAGGUACCUGGUGUACAAUUGACUCCAUAAUGACUAAUUUAGAGAAAUUCGAUUUAUUACAAAAUGACUGUGACUUGACAAAUGGGAAGCUGUUUGAUCCCAUCUCAUGGACUAUAAAUACAUUUAGAAAACAAAGAAUAUCAAUGGUUCAAAAUAUAAAUCAGUUCCUAAGUAUUUAUGAUUGUUUACUUUGCUUUUUCAAGUUGAAAUUCAACGAUACUAGACCAAGGACUCAUGGCGAGGAGUCGUUUAGCAGCAUAGUGUCUCAAGCAGCCAAGCUAGAUAUUGUAUCAAGAUUUGUUAACAGUAAGAGAACGGAAGUACGACCUUUAUUUGCAUGA
Molecule: messenger RNA, 2817 nt
Organism: Naumovozyma dairenensis CBS 421
Lineage: Eukaryota; Fungi; Ascomycota; Saccharomycetes; Saccharomycetales; Saccharomycetaceae
Gene: PTP3
Product: tyrosine protein phosphatase PTP3
Exons: 1
Coding region: 1-2817 (938 amino acids)
Biological process (GO): protein dephosphorylation
Molecular function (GO): protein tyrosine phosphatase activity
Source: RefSeq, a predicted model, not a curated record